Dipodomys ordii (Ord's kangaroo rat) is the source of this 3414-nucleotide messenger RNA. Its product is annotated as zinc finger protein 280B-like. NCBI's taxonomy places the organism in Eukaryota, Metazoa, Chordata, Mammalia, Rodentia, Heteromyidae. The record is from RefSeq and is a predicted model, not a curated record.
UGUGACUUGUGACCCCACUUUGCAAGAAUAGAAAUAUUGUCAUGGAUCAACUAUGCUUGUUAAGUGUGGAAGAACAAAAAACAGAACUGAAGAAAAGCUCAAAAGAAACCCAACAAAUAGAGGAUAAAGAUGCAGAGGUAGUCUUCGUUGGGGUAAUUUCAAAGGCAAAACCAGUCAUUUCCAAAAUUUUGAACAGAGUCACCCCAGGUUCAUACUCAAGGAGAAAAAUGUUCAACCACUUUCAGAAAGAUACCACACACAAAUCACAGCCUACACAUUAUAUGUUCCCAACGUCAGAAACAACUUGUCAAUCUGAAUUAAUAUCAGCAAGUGGUCCUAUUAUUACUGAGCCUUUGUCUGAAACCGGUUAUAAAAAUGAUUCACCACAAGCCAUGCCCAUUAGGUCCUCAGAGUUUUAUCCCAUGGUUGCAUUCACAAGUUCAUGGCAUCAUCCAGUAACAGCAACAUUUUCAGUAAGAGGUGUAAAUGAAAGUCCUCAUGUGGCAAAGCGCCAGUGUUCCACUUCUGAAGAAAGUAGCAUCAAUCCCAAAAGGCCAAAACUUAAUGACAGACACAGAGAAAGAUGUUCUUCAGCUUUGCCUCCUCCAGGCAAUUUUUAUAAAGUGAAUCCUCAGCAAAGUUCACCUUUAAAUAGUGUUCCUGCCUGUCUAAACCUUGUUCAGAGUGAGUCACCAACAGCUUUUCCAAAAGAUAGUGUCCACUUCAAGCCAAUCAGUUUAAAUCUUGAUAGAACAAAUGUAUUGGCAAAAACAGACAUUUCAAACCAUACAAUACAAAACAAGAACUUUGAUCCCAAGAAAGGAAAUCUGACCCUGUUAGUUAAUGACUUUAAUUAUGGACGUUAUGAGGAGUAUGGGCGGCCACAGCCGAAGACCCGCACAAUUUUUAAAUGCUCUAGAUGUCAUCAGGUUCUAAUAAAUGUGAUGUUUAUGAGGCACAUGAGGUACCAUUUGGAAUUUGAAAAGCAGAGUGGUAACAAGGGUAAAGGGCACCAUCUGACGGCAAUUGCCACCAGAAAUUCCCCCAAGCCCUUCCAGCUACAGUGUCACAUUGACAGAGUGCAUACUACCAAAGAGCCUUAUUCUCCCUGUAAAAUCUGUGAAUUGCCAUUUGAAACAGAUCAAGCUCUCUUACAAAACAUAAAGGAUGAUCAUAAUCUUGGAGAGAUGCUCUAUGUGUACCAGGUUUGCAAAUAUAGGUCAUCAGUCUUUGCUGAUGUACUAACACAUUUGAGAAAGUGCCAUGCAAAUACAAAUAAUCUGCUCUGUCUCAAAAAUUUCAAAACUGUAUGUGCAUGUAUGUGUCAUUAUAGGGGCAUUGAGAAAAGUAGGUUUACCUGUUCAAAAUGUAGGCUACAGUUUCUGACUUUCAAGGGGAAAAUACAGCACAAGACCCUGUGUCACCAAAUAUUUAAGAAGCCUAAGCAACUAGGAUUGCCUCCUGAGACCUAAGUAGUUAUUCAAGUGUCCCUGGGUCCUUUUCAGCCAGGAUCAAGGACAGCAUCAUCUAUCACUGUGAACACAUCUGACAUUGAACCAUCUCCCUUAGCUCUAAAAGAAAAAUUUCAGAAUAACCCAGGGCUUCUAUUUUUGAUAAGCUAAAAGCCAGUAUUUCAGCCUAAAGCAAAACCACAUGAAAUUAAAGAUAACAAUUACAUACUAUCCAGUAGCACCAAAAUUAUUUCUUUUGGGGACUAACUGAUUAUGGCUUCAGCCCAGGAGGAGUAGUUGUAUUUGUUAUUAUUAUUGACUUUAGUGUUUACCAGCUAUUUAAACAUACUAAAUCUCUGACAUCAGAGUUUUUUGAAAUGUUGUUAUAAUUGUUGUAUACAGAAAGUCUGUUAUUUGCAGACUAUUACAUGUGGUUUGGAUCAGUGCAGUUAAAAUUAUUUUUAAAGUUAAAAAAUUAAUUUCCUACAUAUGCUUACUUGAUGGGUAGACACCCUCACUCAGUUUCAUCUGAUUUUUAGUUAUCUUUAUACUAUACUGCCACUUUAUGCUGUCACUUUUGUUGGCAGUGCCAAUGUUUGAACUCAGGGCUCUGUGAUAGCUAUGCUUGUUUGCAUGGCCAGUGCUCUAUUGUUUGAGACACACUUCCAGUGCUAUAUUAUUUAUUUAUUUCACUGUUUUCUUCUGGAAAUAGAGUCAUGUGAACUUUUCUGUACUGUUGUCCUUAUCUUACCUUCUUGAGAAUUACAAAAGUGAAUCACUGAUAUCCCCACAUUUUUAUUUGCAUCAUUUCUUUCAACUGGUUUAUUUCAAAAAGUUCAUAUAUGUAUACAAUAUAUCUUAAUGAGACUUGCCCUCUCCAUCAGUCUCCCUUAUACCCUACCCACUUCCAUGAAAAAGUUCUCCAAGCUUCAUUGUUCCAUUUUCACACAUGUAUAUUUCACACAAAAUACCUCAAGUAUUUUAUCCAUAUUCAUCCUCCUUAAAGCUCUUUGUUUACCCUCUCCACUCCCACUAGUGCAUCCAUCCCAGACAGGACUUAUUUUACAUUCUCAACAUUUUUUUUAGUGUAUGCUGUUUACUGUGGUAUAUCAUACCACAUGCUAUAUAGAAUUUAAUCAGAUUGAUUCCACUUUCUCCAUUUGCUCUACCCACCAUUAUCAACAGCUUUCAGUAUUUUGCUAUCUUUAUUUACAGAUGCCAUAUAUUUUAGUAUUCACCCUCUAGAAUUCUUUUCAAUCUUCUGAUCCUCUUGAAUUGUACCAUAAUUACAAACAUUAAACACACAAAUUUAAAUGAUUCCAUUUGUUUAUAUGUUUCUCAUUAAGAUAUGGCAUUCAUAUAAUGAACAAAAAUUGCUUUAAUUUUGCCCCUCUGAAGCUCACUGAAUUUGAUUAACAUAAUGAUCUCCAGUUAUAUUUCCCUUAAAAUGAGGAAAAUUUAUUCUUUAUGAUAUCAAUUGUGAAUAUAUACCACAUUUUCUUGAUUCACUCAUCAGUGGUAGGAAACCUAGGCUAUUUCCAUAGCUUAUUGUUAGUAUUGCUGCAGUGAACAUGGUUGUGUAUGUAACUCUAUUGCGUCUUGAUGUAGAAUAUUUAGAUCUAUGCCCAAGAGUGAUAUUGCUGGAUAUUAUGGUGUUACAUUUUUUAGGUUUUCAGUUGAGUCUUUCAGGAGCUUCUGUUUUUGUAUUGAUAGUACUAUACAAUUGUAUUGAUAGUACUAUAUAAUUUUAAGCACUGUUAUUUUAUUUUGUUGAUACAUACAUUGAAUAUCUAGAUUACUGUUUUAAAAGCCUUGUGAAGUUUCUUGUGUACUUGCUGUCAUGUCAGAAAUUUUUAUUAAUGUUGCUAAAAUUAUGAGUAAAACAACAAUUACAGUAAAAAUGUUUUGCGAAAAAGGUGUUUUUUAUAUUCUUUCCAUCAAUAAAAUGUUUUAAUUUAAUUUU